CGACGCAACAACGACGAGUGUGCCCCUCCUCACCCUCUUCUUGUUCCCUCUCCUCCGAGCCGCCCACGGUUUCUGGCGGGACGCCACUCGGAACAGAAGAGCGUAGAUGAGGGGCCCUGCCUCUCACGGCAAUAUUUACGCGCGGCAGCAACCAGCUGAGCGGCAGCGGCGCGGGGAUUUAAAAUAACUGCCCGUCCCCUUUCGCUGCGCUUGCCACCGACCAAGACGACGACGCGUCAAGAGUGGGGGGGAAGUCGACUCUUUUUUCACGAAUCGGGACGACCGACGUACGGAGACAGCUGGUCUAGCGUCGAGAGCACGCCUGGAGGGCACUUCAUCCGGCGUCCUUGGCCCACACCAGCCGACUGACUCGUGGCGUCUUCGCGCGGGCAAGACCCGGGGCCUGGCGUUCUUCGAUUCCUGUUUCGAGAGCAGAAGGGACAUGACGCCGACCAGUGCGGUGUCAGUGGUGACGGCCAGUCCUCACGGAAUAAUGUGUUGCCGUCCUAUCGUGGCAGUCCUCCUAUUCACUCUGUUCGCAGUGUUGGCCUGUGCGCCCGCGCACGCGGCGGCCGCCGCCUCCCCACAGCACGCGGAUUCUCAACCCACAACGACUUCUCCGCAGGCGUCAAAGUUCACGCGCUGGUCCCGCGCGACCAACACGCGCGAGCGGCUGUCUGCGGCGCUUAGCGGCGACCAGCCGGUGUUCAUAGAGGCCGACGUGGUGCUGAACAACGGCAUUCCCGUGCUGGAGCCGCCCCGUGGACGCCUGUGGGACGUGACGCUCAACGAGCUUCUCUACCAGGUCACCCAGAAGCCCAAGCGGGUGACGCUCAAGCUGAACAUGAGGAGUACCGAGGUGCUGCCCGAGGCGUUCGGAGUUCUCAUGGUGGCCUUGACCGAGAACCUGGUCGACCUGUGGAUUCACGCAGACGUCCUUUCCGGUUCAGCUGGCAAGCCGCCCGUGGAAGCGAACCUGUUCAUGCGCCAGAGCUCGCCGUUCCACCCAUUCGCCAUCGUCUCCCUGGGUUGGAACACCAAGCCCAAAGGGGCAUACUCCUGGGGACAGGUGGAAUCCAUGGCACGAUUGGUGAGCUGCGGGUACCCCUUCCUGUCUCGCGUGGCCUUCAAGGUUCGGGCAUCUAUGGUGGAGGCGUCUUUGGCGCAGCUCUCGUGGCUACUCGACGUGAUGCCCAACGCGACGCUCGUCGUCUGGUACGCGGACGGUGAAGCGCCGAACCCCAACGUGACGCACACUCUCCGCAAGGCAAGACCAUCGGCGCAUAUCGUCCAGGACCUGCCCCAGGAUCACCAGCUGGAGAACCUUAUGGAAGAAGCCGUUCCGGAAAUGGACGCUGAAGCCGGCAAGCACGAGAACGCUGCCAUCGGCUGGUCUGUGGAGGCGAACAACACUGCAAGCUGUCGGAAGGCGUCACUACUGGGACGCAACGCUGUCGUGCUUGGAGAUAACGGCGUCUCGAUGGUGCUUCCGGAAUCGUGGUCUAACUUUGAGGCCAAGUUGGAUCUGACCAAACCUCGCUCCCUGGCUGUGAGCAUAGGCGAUGAAAAGCUCGCCCUCGAGGGUUCCUGCUUCCAGCUAGUCCUUAACAGGAGUGGCCAGGAGGUGACAAGCCGCGCCUGGCCGACCACGUGCAAGAACCACGGCUCGUCGUCUUCCUCGUCGAAGAAACCGACAGCUCCAGCCAUGGUCAAGCAGUGGACAUACGGCGAGCCAGCGCCGCUCAAGCUACAACCUUCACCCGGUGCGGUCGUGUACGCCGUCCGGCUGCAAGAUCCACCGGAGGACUCGACGGGUGCGGCAUCGACAGUCGUCUCCACGUUGCUCCUUGUGUUCUUUGGCGUCCUCGCCGUGAAAGUGCCUGUGCUUUGAGCGGUGCUUGCCUGAACUGACGCAAUUGGUAGAAUAUGCCAGCUAGUACGUUGGCUGGGGAGGCGCACACAGCGAAGCAAACAGCGUAGGACUACACUAUACAUACGUCAGAAAGCGAAGGGUUGGAAGUGCUUGUACACUAACGGACAGCAGGGGUGGAACGGGGAAGAUUACUAGAAGGGGGGGGGGGUCAAAUGUCCUGUUUUUGUGGCACGGAAACAAAACAUUGCUGCCACUACGCCACAUCACGUACAGCGGCAGACCGAAGUCUGAAACUUGUGUGCCAUCACCGUAGUUGUAGACGUGACUUCGUUCCUAUGGCAAAAUGCCAGAGAAUGUGUACAGGAAAGUCGAGCUCUUGCGACAGGCGUAAAACACCUACCGUACCUUUAAAAGCCCAUCGUUAUUCGCUCAUUGGGAAGGUUCAAACGACAUGUGCGGCCUCUAUCGAAUUGCAAAGCCUUUAGCUAACCACGUCUACAGAUUCAACAUUUCUAAAGAGGUGUUCCAACUGUACUGAUAGUUUUCUUUUUCAUAUUCUGUUUUUCAGAAGACAAGAACGUAUGGCAGAAUAGCCUACAAUAAAAUCCAUCCUGUAGUUAUUACCAUGAUUCCAUCCUAUACUGUUCACAUUACUUCUCUAGUAAGAGAUCUGCCACAUCUAGGUUCACCCACACUUACGCCUGUGUAUACAAUGCGUGUGCUCUGCAUGCAUCCGACUUGGCCACAAACAUUCCGCAAUUUCAAGGAAAAUAAGUCUACUUCUCUGUCUAAAAACACCGGCUGGAUAUAAUAUUUCAUAACAAGCUCUACUUGUAAAGCCAACAUGAAAUAUCCCGUAAGGCAUUUUCAUUUCAAGGAAUAACCUUUCCAUGAUUCGCUAGUUCGUCACUUUCAGGCGACUUAAAGCGCACAGUCCAUGUUAACACGCUUCUUAUUUAUUUAAUACCUUUCAAUAGACAGGGUUUAAAAUAUCCCAAAAAAGGCGUUAUGUGUGGUUUAUAUAACUGGUUCUAUUCGAGCAUUUAAACAAAUAAUUGAUUUCUUGUUAGUUUAUGGUAGAAAUGGGCGUCAGCAAGCAAGAAAAUCAUGCCCACUACUACACAUUCUUGCCGUACAACACGCCAGAGUUCAACAUGAGCCUAUAGCUUGAGUAGAAAGGGUUUUCCCAAAGCAUAUAAGGUCGUUGGCGGCGCACUAAAUGUCCGACGCUGUUUGCUUCGCUAUAAACCCAUGCUAUUUGUGGUUUGUACAUAGUCCAUGUGACACUCACAAACACAGUUGGAUUUCUUUUCGCGCUGUAGAAGAUCUUUUUUUUUGUUGUUGUUGUUGAUCGUGUCGACGGAUGUGGGUUUCAAAAUAAUCUGACACACUCCAUGCGUUUAGGAGUAUAGAGCAAUAUUUUUUGCCGCACUAAAUGAAAGAGAAGCAUUAUAAUGAAAAUAUGUCAAAAACAAGAAAUAAAAUAUAAGAGGUUUCGGUUAAUCAACAGGUCUUACGAUACUAGUGUGCGCAAAUAAAGUGUUGCUUUUUGAUAGAUAUAUACAGCUAAUAGAAAGAGGGGAAAAAACAGGAACACGACUACGCAGGUUAUUCAAUUCGCAAUGAGUGUUUGCUAGGCUAUCUUUUGCUAAUCGCUGGUACUCAUAAUUUUUGUUCGUGUGAAACGUUUCGGUUUAUAUAAAGCAGCAUCACAACUUUACAUUAUGCUGCGCAUGUGCAAACUCUGCAUCCAUUUAUACUUCAUUUGGAUAGCCGUAUAAGUCACGUUUAAGUAUUACUAUUGCUACGCUCUCGGUCAAAGCCUGCAGUCGCACUAAAAUGUGGGCCUUCACACGUCUUUGUAACGAGCAAUUAUGCAGGGAGCUAUGAUUGUCUAUUACAGGAAAUUUACAUGCAUCUCAACGGUUUCUCAAGCCAAAUCUCAUUCCACUUUAAAUAUUCGCUGGAUGGUUUGACCAAGACCAGCAAUACACGUUGUGACAUAUUCCUAAUUGUCUUCAGUGGACUCGGUUUCGGGCUUGCAUAGGCUAUCUAGAAAGAAAUAAGCAAUCAUUACACGUUAUUCUAAGCAGUCUCGAUAAAAGCACAAAUAGAACUGAGUAUAGUAGAUAUAUUCCUUGAACACUUUUUGUUUGAUGCAUGUGAAAAGCAGGUCCACGCACAAUUUCGUUUUGCCGUUGCUAGCUUUACAAACAGCGUGAUGUGUAUCGACGGGCGACCGAACGUUAUGCAAACGACACAUAGCUUGACAUUAGUGCGUGAGCACGCUUUAACUACAAAUGUUGUGAUAAUAAAUUUUUAUCGAAAACGCACGUCGUUAUUACGUGUGCUUUCGUUGAAAAUCAUGAUAGCCACAUUGCGCAGGGUCGACGAAGUAUACGCUCCACGUAGACUUAAAUUAUGCAUAACUGCGGUGUGCUUUGACUCUCUUAAAAAAUGGAAUUGCUGCUAGGCUUUUAAGGGACCUUUCUUAACAUCCUGAACAGCUUGCUAGUAUAGGGACACUAAAUGAUGUUGCAUUAUUUUUAUCCUGUAUGUCUGUUGACGCGCGCGGUAUCUGGCAAUCUACUACGAAAGGGAAGUAGAACGUCUGAGCAAAGAUAUUUUUUGACUGCUAUUUUCCUAAGGUGUCCAAUACCGUUUCCAUACUUUUGCGUCGGCCACGAGACUCUCAGCGAUCGAUGACCUCAUCAUUGUCGGGUAUUACCAUAAGUAAACAUGUCUUGUGCGGGAACACGACAUAAGCGACCUGUCUUUGCUGAAAGCAAGAAAAUCGUCUAACGCUCUAAGCAUACUUGUGUAGUCCCGUUGUAUUAAGAUUUGGUGCCAAAUUCAUACAGUGGACACAACGAAGCGCUGUUGUUAUGUCGUUAUGUCGUGGAAAGUCAUUAAAUAAAGAUGGCUCGCAUUCGACUUCGGGCGGGUGCUCGCAGUAAUAAUACCGCUGUUCUAUACCCUGUGUCUCAUGUACAUAGUUGUAUGUGUCCGCAUUUCACUAAAUAAAAGUUUGUGUUUCGUUGUAACAACAAUAA
Messenger RNA from Rhipicephalus sanguineus (brown dog tick), 4926 nucleotides. RefSeq lists its product as uncharacterized. The record is from RefSeq and is a predicted model, not a curated record. Lineage: Eukaryota; Metazoa; Arthropoda; Arachnida; Ixodida; Ixodidae. The coding region runs from base 443 to 1891 and encodes 482 amino acids. The transcript is spliced from 4 exons.